AUGGAUCAGAUGAAACCCGUUGCAAUAUGUUUGGAUGUCAACCCAACGAGUUUAGAUGUAGUAAUAAAAAAUGUAUACUCAAAACUUGGGUGUGUGAUGGUUAAGAUGAUUGUGGUGAUAAUUUUGAUGACCAGAACUGUGAACAAAGAGUAUCGGAUUCUUGCUGUUUGUAUAGUGAAUUUGAGUGCAGAAAUAAAGAGUGCAUUCCAAAAUCAUUCCAAUUUGAUUCUCAAAGUGAUUGUUCAGAUGGAAGUGAUGAAAUUGGUUGUCGUAAUGUUCAUAACAACAUGCAAAGCUGUUGGUGUACCAAUCCCAGAAAUAUCAUGGCGAUUGAACUGGGGUCAUGUUCCAACAAAAUGUGAAAUGAAUUGUGUUAAUGGACUUGGUACACUCACUUGUCCUAAUAUUCAGGAAGCUGAUCAAGGUGCUUACAGUUGUGAAGGUAUCAAUAUACAUGGUUCCGAAAUAGCAGUACCAGACACAAUAUUAGUUGUAAAACGACCUAAUUUAGUUCAACCAAGCGCAUGUCCUAAAGGAACCUUUAAUGAUGUAGCUUUAUCUCAAAAUGAUUGUAUAAACUGUUUUUGUUUUGGAAUAUCAAGUAAUUGCAGAAGCUCCAAACUCUUCAAGAUUCAGAAUACACCAUCAUUGUAUCAACUUAGAAUAGCUAAUGUUUAUAUAGAAGCUUCUUCAUUUGGAGUAGAACUACAAUCAGCAAGUUCUACUGCUCAUCAAAUAAAUGUUAAUGGAAAUGAAGCUUUACAAGUGUUUACAGUCAAUAAUACUUCAAAGCAAUCCGAAGACACAUAUCCAUACUUCAAAUUCCCAAAAAGCUAUUUAGGCAAUCAGCUCAAAUCUUAUGGGGGAUACAUAACAUACAUAGUUAGGUACGAGGGAAACGGAGAUCCAAUUACAUUCACACCAGACAUUAUUUUGACUGGAAAUGGUGUUAAACUUCUGUACUUUGGUCCAGAAACACCAGUAGGCAUAGACACAGUUGUAUCAGCUAGAUUAUUUGUUGAUGUUUGGAAAAAAGAAAGUACCGACAGUUAUUCUAAUGGACUAGCAACCAGGGAAGAAGUUAUGAUGGUUUCAGCUAAUGUAGAAAAUAUUUUAAUCAGGGGUCAGUAUGUUUCUCAACAAUCUGAAACAAACAUAAAACACAUAAAAAUGGAUUCUGCACAAACAAUGAAAAGUGUAAAUGACUAUGUAGCAUUUGUUGAGGAGUGCCAAUGUCCAGCAGGUUAUACUGGUCUAUCAUGUGAA
Macrosiphum euphorbiae (potato aphid) is the source of this 1266-nucleotide messenger RNA. NCBI's taxonomy places the organism in Eukaryota, Metazoa, Arthropoda, Insecta, Hemiptera, Aphididae. The record is from the annotation of a GenBank genome assembly.